UCUCUCUCUCUCUCUCUCAUCACCAUCAUCUAGCUCUCCAAUAAUCCUCACAUCAAAUGGUGAAGAGCAAGGUCCUCGUCGUCGGUGGCACCGGCUACAUCGGCCGUAGGCUCGUGCGGGCAAGCCUCGACCAGGGCCACCCUACGUACAUCCUCCAGCGGCCAGAGAUCGGCCUCGACAUCGACAAGCUCCAGACGCUGCUGUCCUUCAAGAGGAGCGGUGCCCACCUCAUCGAGGGCUCGUUCUCAGACCCGAGGACGCUCGUCGACGCCGUGAGGCAGGUCGACGUCGUCAUCUGUGCCAUGUCGGGCGUCCAUUUCCGGAGUCACAACAUCCUGAUGCAGCUCAAGCUCGUGGAGGCCAUCAAAGAAGCUGGAAACGUUAAGCGGUUCUUGCCAUCGGAGUUCGGGACGGACCCGUCCCGCAUGGGUCAUGGAAUUGAACCAGGAAGGGUCUCGUUCGAUGACAAAAUGGAGGUGAGAAAAGCAAUCGAGGAGGCUAAAAUCCCUUUCACGUAUAUAUCGGCCAACUGCUAUGGUGGUUAUUUUGUGGGCAAUCUCUCUCAACUAUCGAGUCUCACUCCUCCAAAAGACACUGUAUAUCUCUAUGGAGAUGGCAACGUCAAAGCUGUUUUUCUCGAUGAAGAUGAUAUCGCAACAUACGCAAUCAAAACGAUUGAUGAUCCGAGAACACUGAACAAGACGGUGUACCUGAGGCCACCUGAGAACAUUCUGUCGCAAGGACAACUGGUGGAGAUGUGGGAGAAGCUCAGUGGAAGGACCCUGGAGAAAAGAAGCAUUUCUGCAGAAGACUUCCUUGCCUCCAUGAAAGGACGGGGUUAUGCAGAGCAAGUGGGAGUAGGGCAUUUCUACCACAUAUUCUACGAAGGCUGUUUGACAAACUUUGAAAUUGGGGAAGAUGGAGAAGAAGCUUCCCAGCUGUAUCCUGAAGUUCAAUAUACCCGCAUGGAUGAAUACCUGAAGAUUUAUGCAUAAUCGUACUAAGAAGCAUUUGAACCAAUCAGAGUUCACUGUAGCUAUCAAAAUAAAAAUCUUGAAUUCACUAUAAUGAUUCUAUCGUCUCUGUUAUUAAAAACAAUGGUGUGAGCCGAGAAUUUCGAUUUAUGAUCGCAUUCUUUUCGGUCUAAGGAGAAAACAAAGACCAUCUCAGAGUAUUCCUACAACGAUCCUAGCUAAGGUAUUCUGGGUUAUUCAAAAGCUGUUCUUUGUAAUUAGUGAAAAUAAGAUAACUCAGGCACAUGGGAAUUCACAAGAAGAAGAGGCUUGAUCAUUUCUCAUAACUCUUACUUAAAAAUUCAGGUAUUGCCAAUAGGCAAUCUUUUGUUUCAUAAUAUAACUCCCAGUCAUUUGAGUA
Molecule: messenger RNA, 1374 nt
Organism: Syzygium oleosum
Lineage: Eukaryota; Viridiplantae; Streptophyta; Magnoliopsida; Myrtales; Myrtaceae
Product: isoflavone reductase homolog
Exons: 4
Coding region: 57-995 (312 amino acids)
Molecular function (GO): oxidoreductase activity
Source: RefSeq, a predicted model, not a curated record